Messenger RNA from Triticum aestivum (bread wheat), 1261 nucleotides. RefSeq names its product BTB/POZ domain-containing protein SR1IP1-like. The transcript has 2 exons. The coding region runs from base 553 to 855 and encodes 100 amino acids. NCBI's taxonomy places the organism in Eukaryota, Viridiplantae, Streptophyta, Magnoliopsida, Poales, Poaceae. The record is from RefSeq and is a predicted model, not a curated record.
UGUAUCCUCCCUCCCCCAAAACAGGAACCAUCCGCACCCAGCGCCCCGGACGCCCCGUCUCCGACGACCACCCGACGCCUCCCUCUCCACCGGAUGGCCCCUUAUUCCUUGAUUGCACCUCCCUCUACCCCAUCUGUUAUAUGCCGCCCCACCCAUGAACCUUUCGCCAUGGCCGCCUCCUUGGCCAUGCCCGCAUGGCAGCCAUGGUUGGGAUCGUCACCUCCCUUGGACGGGGUGGUAUGACCACGGCCAGUGCGAUGGAGGCGAGGGGGUUUGUGGUGGUAUCAGCCACGACGGUGGAGGCGGUGACGGAGUUCUAGGAGGAGAGUUACGCGAGUUGCGGCGGUGGAGGCGGCGGCGGACAUUGAGCCUCGUCACCACGACCCCUCUAUCGUCGGUUCUUCCUCUCUCCCUAAUCCCUUCUCAAUCCAACCAACCAAUUUGGGAGAGCAGCUUCCGCACAAGCUUCCACUGGCAUCUGAAUGCGGCUACAUAAGGAAGCUGGUGUUAGGGGCCAAUGGGUCCAGGGUGACCCACCUCGAGAUCACGGGCAUGCCCGGCGACGCCAAGGCGUUUGACCUCGUCAUCAAGUUUUGCUACGGCAUCAACUUCGAGAUCACCACCGACAAUGUCUCCAUGCUGCGCUGCGCCGCCGAGCACCUGGAGAUGACCGAGGAGUGCAAGCCCGGGAACCUCAUUGGCAGGACCGAGGCUUACCUGGAGGUGGUGGCGCUGGCGAGCCUCGAGGACGCGGUCACCGCGCUCCGCAAGGCCAGGACCGUGGAGCUCCUCCCGACGUCCGACAAGGUGCAUCGAUGCCAUAGCGACCAUGACCUGCGGCGUCGGCAGUCAUGAGGUAUUGGACGGUGGCUACGAUAGUGUGGGCGUGGCGCCCAACCCCGUGGAUGACUGGUGGGCCAACGAGCUGGAUGGUGGGAGUUUAAGCGCACUCUUUGGUUGAACCUCAUGCGUAAACUUUGAUAGUUCCUGUGACAUGAUUUCAGUUCUUGGGUAAAAUUCAGUUCUUGAAAUGUAAGUCAUUCUGUACAUUUUUUUAGUUAAGGAAGAGAGAGCUUGUAGAUGGUUAGCUUGUUGAUUCAACUCACCCCAUGUUUGAUGAAAUCAAAGGCUUAUUUGCCAUUGUUCCUGUGACAUGAUUUUCAGUUCUUGGGUAAAAUUCAGUUCUUGAAAUGUAAGUCAUUCUGUACAUCUUUUUAGUUGAGGAAGAGAGAACUUGUAGAUGGUUCGCUUGUUGAUUCAA